UUUAGAUGGCAAAGUUACUCGUCACAGGGAUCCUUUUGGUGGUCGGCGUGGCAGCAUGGGUCAGUGCACAAGCGCCAAGCAUCCCUCAAUUGGAUCCCAAUGAGUGGUGGGGUCCAAGUGAUAAGAAGGGCACCGUGGACACAUCCAUCAGACCCUUCCAAGUAACGUUCCCUGAAGAGAUGAUCGAGGAUCUAAAAGAUCGUCUGCUGAAUCACCGUAAACCCGCUCCACCCCUGGAAGGCAUCGGCUUCCAAUACGGCUUCAACUCCAACGAGUUACCAACCUGGGUGGACUACUGGGCUAAUGAGUACAACUUCACACAGAGGGAGGAGUACUUCAACCAGUUCCCGCACUAUAAGACUAACAUACAGGGUCUGGAUAUACAUUUCAUCUGGAUAAAGCCUCAGGUACCUGAUGGCAUAACUGUGGUCCCCCUACUCCUGCUGCAUGGAAGGCCAGGCUCCGUGCGCGAGUUCUACGACGUCAUCCCCGUAUUGUCCCAACCCUACGAGGGGUACAAAUUUGUGUUCGAGCUGAUCGUUCCAAGCUUGCCUGCUUUUGGAUUCUCUGAUGCACCAGCCAGACCAGGCGUAGCACCACCACAAAUAGCAGUCAUCUUCAAGAACCUGAUGGCCAGGCUUGGCCACGACAAGUUUUACAUCCAGGGUGGAGAUUGGGGCUCCAUAAUCGGCAGUGCCAUAUCAACGUUAUACCCAAAUAAUGUGUUAGGGUACCAUUCCAAUUUGCUACUAGUACAGAACAGUUGCACGGAAACCAAAACUCUCAUCAGAACCAUGGUUGCCUCCCUGCAAGUGACUUCAUCAGAAGCCGCCAAAAUCAAGAACCUGACAAACACCAUAGAAGAGACUGGUUACAUACAUGAGCAAGCCACGAAACCUGAAACGUUGGGUGCUAGCCUCUCAGACUCAGCGGUUGGUUUCCUCGCCUACAUGCUGGAGAAGUUCUCCACUGGCACCAAGUUGGAGCACCGUAACGAGGCUGACGGCGGUCUCUCCUACCGCUUCUCCAAGGACGAGCUUCUCGACAACAUCAUGGUGUACUGGAGCACCAACACCAUCACCACCUCGAUGAGGAUAUAUGCAGAGUUCUUCAGUAAUAAGAACAGAAUUUUCGCCAUUGACGAAUACCCAACCCCAGUGCCAACCUGGAGCAUCCAGGCCAAGAAUGAGUUUCUGGGCAUGACGAAGAGCAAGCUGAAGUACCCCAACCUUCUCGACGUAACACUCCUGGACGACGGAGGACAUUUCCUGGCCUUCGAGCUGCCUCAACUCUUCGUCAAAGACGUCUUCCGAGGAAUGAAAAUGGCAAAGUUAUGGAGCCUAGCCUUGGUAAUUACCGCAACAGCAUGGCACAGCAAUGCACUGCCCCAACUGGACCACGACGAGUGGUGGGGUCCACAAGAUUUGCUGACGGAUGCAACUCAGUUGCAGUCCAGAAGGUCUAUCAAGCCCUUCAAAGUUCAAUUCGGACAAGAGAUGAUUGACGAUCUGAGGAGACGUCUCCAAAACCGCCGCAGCUUCGUCGCCCCACUCGAAGGCACCACCUUCGACUAUGGCUUCAACCCGAACCAAAUUGACACCUGGGCGAACUACUGGGCGAAUGAUUACGACUUUGCAGAGAGAGAAUCUUUCAUGAACCAGUUCCCGCAAUACAAGACGAACGUACAGGGCCUGGAUAUACACUUCAUUAGGGUGAAACCUGAAGUGCCAGAAGGCAUGACCUCAGUCCCUCUGCUCCUGUUGCACGGCUGGCCAGGAUCAGUGCUCGAGUUUUAUGAAGCUAUUCCUUUACUGACUAAUCCAACCGAUGGAUAUGAUUUCGUAUUCGAGGUUAUCGUUCCAAGCUUACCUGGAUAUGGAUUUUCUGAUGGAGCAGUUCGCCCGGGCAUGGGACCAGCACAAAUAGCAGUCAUCCUCAAGAACCUGAUGAAGAAGCUCGGCCACAACCAGUUCUACAUCCAGGGUGGUGACUGGGGCUCGGUCAUCGGCCGAGCUAUGGCCACUCUGUUCCAGGAUGACAUUCUGGGCUACCACUCUACAGCGCUGACUGUACUGAACAGCUGCGCAGAGCUCAGAAACUUACUUGGAGGUUACAUAGCUAUGUUGCAAGUGGAAAUUAAACAAUUCAACAGGACUGCCUUGACAAAUAUUGGGGAAGAAACUGGUUAUGUGCAUCUGCAGGCUACUAAACCUGAUUCAGUGGGUAUCAGUCUCUCAGAUUCACCAGUUGGUCUUAUGACCUGGAUACUGGAGAAGUUCUCCACGUGGACUCGGUCAGACAACCGCUUCCUGGCAGACGGUGGACUCUUCAACACCUUCACUCAAGAGCAGCUGAUCGAUAACAUCAUGGUGUACUGGAUCACCAACUCUAUGACGACUGCGAUGAGACUGUAUGCUGAGUACUUCAGUAAUAGCCAUCGAGCUUUGGAUAUAGACGAAUACCCCACCAAAGUGCCAGUAUGGAACGUCCAGGCGCCUUUCGAUUUAUUCCCCCAGCCACUGAACAAGAUGAAGUUCCUCAACGUUCAAGGCAUCACCGUGUUGACUGAGGGAGGACACUUCUUGGCCUUCGAGCUACCAGAAGCUUACAGCGCAGACGUAUUCAAAGCUGUCAAAGCAUUUAUAGAUUUCCAAGAGGCCAGAACGGAUUUGUGA
Maniola jurtina (meadow brown) is the source of this 2675-nucleotide messenger RNA. RefSeq lists its product as uncharacterized. Gene Ontology annotation, molecular function: epoxide hydrolase activity. The transcript has 14 exons. Gene Ontology annotation, biological process: epoxide metabolic process. Bases 6 to 2675 code for a protein of 889 amino acids. The record is from RefSeq and is a predicted model, not a curated record. NCBI's taxonomy places the organism in Eukaryota, Metazoa, Arthropoda, Insecta, Lepidoptera, Nymphalidae.